Molecule: messenger RNA, 1041 nt
Organism: Mytilinidion resinicola
Lineage: Eukaryota; Fungi; Ascomycota; Dothideomycetes; Mytilinidiales; Mytilinidiaceae
Exons: 1
Coding region: 360-908 (182 amino acids)
Source: RefSeq, a predicted model, not a curated record
UAGGUAGGUAGAAGGCGACUGAUAUCCAUAUUGACGAGAUUGCCACCACAAUGCCGCCAUGGCUGACUGAAAAGGCUGUACUUCUGGAGGACCUCCCGCGCCGUUCCACGCCGGAAGUCUUGGUAUUUCUUGGAAAAGAGAGGGGUGGCACCCAGGAACCCACUUGAAUAGCAAGGUGGUGCUGCCGUCACACCAAAAGCCUCGCCAGGAUAAGCAUGUGGUCCGUGGUCUGAAGGUAUCAGCCCAAGGAAUACAGGAAACAUCGUGCUUGGCGGUGGGAGAAAUGCCCGCGGACAUUCUUAAGGUCUCUUGGCUGCGAAGGGGGCUGUCCUGAUAUAUUAAAUUUUUACCAUCUAGGAAUGUCACGAUGUCGAUCGAGGCAUAGCAGUAGGGGGGUAGUGGGGUCUAAGAAGGGCCAAUUAGGUCUCGACUGUAUCGCGCAUGAAGUAGGCUUGGGGAACGACAUUAGACCUCCUGGUUGGUCGAAAGAGUCCUUCGCUUCAAUAGUCGAUUUCCGAUGCGUUAGUUACGGCCAAGUGCCAACGGCUGAGGCAAGCUUCUUCCCGGAGCUUGCUUCAUGGGGGUCUGCAGAACGGGGAUCCUCUGAUCUCAGCAUGGUGUACAAGGUAGCUUCGAAGGAGCCUCAGACGAGGCAAACGUUGAUACGUAAGCGUAAAUGUCUGAUAAGGGGCCGCUCCAUGCUAGAAAAUCCGGGGACCGAGGCGACCCGUUUAGAUGGAUGCCUCGCUAGCGUGUCGUGCCUCAUCGUGAGCAGUCAACCGGGAGGCCAAACCCAAUUGCUAGAGGCUAAAUCGAAUCAGGUCAUGGUGGGACACGGCUACUGGCAAUGGUACCCCCUGGAGUUAUUGCAGCCUUUGUCGAUUGAGGUGACAGGAAGGUUAGCAUAAAGGGCGAACAAAGAAUACUCUUUCAAGGGAAGACCUUGGACAGGCCGUUGAGUGCCCGGAGAACGCAUUUGCCCGACUGGCCUCGCCGGAGGACCCUGGCAUGGUGGUAGUCAGUAGUGUGGCCAUGAAGUUC